UUGUGGUAGUGACGGUGGGUGUUGAAUUUGAUGUUUUGACUUUUUCACUGAUAAGGGAAUUGCGGUUUUAGGGCGGAAAAUCGCUCGUGUCUGCUUGGAAAAGUACAUUAGACUAUUUCCCCAAUGUCAUCCCUCAAAUUUGGCACUCUUGUGCUCAGGACGGUGCUGAGUAAUCGACUGUAUGGGCAGCCGGCGAAAGUUCUCAGUCAACAAUGUGCUUUUCGCAUGUCCAAGAAUUCCGCAGUCAGCUUCCAGCAAAGCAGGGAGUACAAGGACUUUGGCCACAAGCCAGAAGUCGUGCCCACAUUCACAAAGUUCUUCUACUUGAUGGUCGGACUGGGAACACUUUUAUCGAUGCUCAACUACAAAGGGAUUAAGAAGAUGAUUUUCCCGAAAGUCGAUGCUGACACUGGCGUUGAAAAGGAUUCAUCUUCGGCUGAGAGUGAGAAGAGUGACUCGGAGGUGUCUGAGAGUGAGGAUGACGAGAAGAGUCCGGAGAAGAAGAAGAAGGAGAAAAUAGGGUUUCGCGAUAGAAAGAUCAUCGAGUAUGAGAACAGAAUCAGGCAAUUCUCCACUCCGGACAAGGUGUUCCGCUACUUUGCCACAGUCCAGGUGCCCCUGGGCGGACAUGGAGAGUACGAGGUGUUUAUGACCCCGAUAGAUUUCUUGACUAGCAUGACACCGGGAGUGAAGCAGCCUGAGGGUCUGGGUCUUGAUCAGUAUCGUCGAUAUGAUCCAAAGACCUUUGAAGAGUCUGUCACGGAACGCCUGGAUUUAUCUCUCGAGCAGACGUCGAUCUUCUACAAGCUCGGCUCUUACGGAUUGAUCUCCUUCUCGGACUACAUCUUCCUCUUGACGGUGCUCUCAACUUCUCGGAGACACUUUGAGAUUGCCUUCCAGAUGUUUGACCUCAAUGGCGAUGGUGAUGUUGAUUGUGAGGAGUUCGAGAAGGUCGCCACGCUGAUCAGGCAACAGACAAGCAUUGGCAAUCGCCACAGGGAUCACGCCAAUACUGGAAAUACCUUCAAGGGCGUAAAUUCUGCUCUCACGACGUAUUUCUUCGGCCCGAAGAUGGACCAGAAGCUGACAAUUGAGAAAUUUCUGGACUUCCAGAAGCAGCUUCAGCGGGAAAUUCUCACACUUGAGUUCACACGGAAGAAUCCAGAUGAGAAUGGCAGAAUUUCUGAGGUGGAAUUUGCCGAACUGAUGCUGGCUUAUGCGGGCUACACGCAGAAGAAGAAGGCCAAGAAGAUGAAGUUGGUGAAGAAGCGCUACAAAGACGAGAGUCAGGGAAUCUCGAAGGACGAUUAUCUCGAUUUCUUCCACUUUCUCAAUAACAUCAACGAUGUGGACACGGCGCUGACUUUCUACCACAUCGCAGGAGCGGCCAUCGACCAUAGCACGCUGAAGCAUGUGGCCAGGACUGUGGCGCACGUGGAGUUGUCUGAUCAUGUGAUAGAGGUGGUCUUUACGAUUUUCGAUGAGAACCUCGAUGGACAACUGAGCAAUCGAGAAUUCAUUGGUGUGAUGAAAAAUCGGCUUCAACGGGGAUUAGAGAAGCCCAAAGACACUGGUUUUGUUAAGUUUAUGUACUCCAUUCUGAAGUGUGCCAAAGACACAAAACCAUCGUUUUUGGAGGCUUGAGCACAUUUUAUCUCGAUCCUGACACUAUAAUGCGCUCCCUUUCUAGUCCUCACAUCUAAUGCAUCUAAUAUUUGAAAAAUUGGAAUGUUCCACCAUAUGAAUUAAUUUAUAUCUUCGCAUUUAGAAUCACAAGUCUUCUGAAUCUCUUGUAUUCUCGUUGAAUUUUCAAAUAAAUCCGAAUGAAGUUAGCAAAGCAUCGAU
Messenger RNA from Phlebotomus argentipes, 1845 nucleotides. RefSeq names its product calcium uptake protein 1 homolog, mitochondrial (gene MICU1). Lineage: Eukaryota; Metazoa; Arthropoda; Insecta; Diptera; Psychodidae. Bases 124 to 1644 code for a protein of 506 amino acids. The record is from RefSeq and is a predicted model, not a curated record. Gene Ontology annotation, biological process: mitochondrial calcium ion homeostasis; calcium import into the mitochondrion. Gene Ontology annotation, molecular function: calcium ion binding. The transcript has 9 exons. Gene Ontology annotation, cellular component: uniplex complex.